Ipomoea nil (Japanese morning glory) is the source of this 1708-nucleotide messenger RNA. RefSeq names its product probable folate-biopterin transporter 7. The transcript has 2 exons. The record is from RefSeq and is a predicted model, not a curated record. The coding region runs from base 225 to 1628 and encodes 467 amino acids. Lineage: Eukaryota; Viridiplantae; Streptophyta; Magnoliopsida; Solanales; Convolvulaceae.
GGAAGAAGAGCGUUGCAGAGGACGCCCGAUCCCAGGUAUCGCAAGCCCCACGUUCUUGAGGCCCACCACAGGCUUUGCCGAAACCUGUUUCUGCUUUAAUGCCGCACCGCUUUGCCCUCUUGGGAUCUCCGCUUCACUGCGACUCAUUUCAAUCCGGGAUUGCAUUGCAUUUCAUAGAGAGAGUAAUCUCAAAGCUGCCGUGAUUUGAUCGGAAGACCGGCGGGAUGAUGUCCCCAGAGGUUAGCAAUACGAGAGGAGGGAAGGAGAGGCGGAGGAGAGGCGGAGAUCAGAGUAGGAGCAAUAAUGGUGAUGUGCGUAAUGCUAGCCAUGGCGGAAAUGGGAGUAGGGUUAGAAGUGAGACGAUGAGGAAGGUGCUUUUAGGGUUAGGAUUCUGGAUGCAGGGGUUCAGGUGUUUUCCAUGGAUGGGUGUCAAUUUCUUCCUCAAGGAUGGCCUCCGUGUGGACCCCUCCACCCUUCAGAUCCUUCAGAGCUCCGCCAAUCUUCCCAUGGUUGCCAAGCCCUUCUAUGGCAUCCUCUCCGAUUCCAUUUACAUCUCUGGCCAGCAUCGCAUACCUUACAUUGCCUUUGGAGCUUUUUUGCAAGCUUUAUCGUGGUUUGUUCUUGCACUUCUCUCCUCAACUAUCUCGUUUUCUACCAUCACCGCAUUUCUGCUACUUGGAAACUUGGGUGCUUCAAUUGUUGAGGUUGCGAAUGAUGCCAUUGUUGCAGAGAUAGGAAAACAACCCAGUCCUUCAUCCACUUCAUCAGGCGAGCUUCAGUCUUUUGUUUGGAUGGCAGCUUCCCUUGGUGGAAUUCUUGGAAACCUUUUAGUUGGUAUUGUCAUCAAUAGAAUUUCCGCUCAAGAUAUGUUCAGUCUGUUCGGUGUUCUGCUCUCUCUCCAGUUCCUGGUGACUGUUUUUAUCAAGGAGAGCACUCUAGACCUCCCCAAAAGUAUGUCUAAUCAUCACGGGAUCAAAAAACAGCUCUCAGAACUUGUGGUUGCGCUGAAGAAACCAGAAAUCUCUUACUCCAUAGCUUGGUUUGCCGCGUCGUUUGCAGCAGUUCCUGCUCUAACAGGGACCAUGUUCUACUACCAAACACAACACUUGAAGAUUGAGACCUCAGUACUGGGUAUUUCUAAAGUGUUUGGACAGAUAAUGAUGCUUUUGUGGGGCAUUAUCUAUGACAAACACCUUAAGUCAAUCUCACCAAGGAAGCUAAUAGCUGGAAUUCAGGUGUUAAUGGCAGUUCUAAUGUUAUCGGACAUGCUGUUUGUGAAAGGUGUAUAUGGGAGGCUAGGAAUUCCAGAGUCUUUGUACGUUGUGAUUUUCUCAGGCUUCUUGGAGAUGCUAUGUUUUUUCAAGAUUCUCCCGUUCAGCGUUUUAAUGGCGCAGCUUUGCCCACCGGGGUGCGAAGGAUCUGUAAUGGCGUUUCUCAUGUCUGCUGUAGCUCUUGCCAUGGUAGUAAGUGGGUAUCUUGGGGUUGCCUUGGCAUCGCAUGUCAAGGUUACAUCAGGAAAUGAUUUCUCAGGCUUUCCAUCUGGUCUUUUGAUACAAGCAGCAUCAACACUUGUACCACUUGUUUGUUCAUCAUUUAUACCAGACGGCCCAAAGCCAAAAACCAGCUAGUUUUUUAUUUAAUCAAGGAAUUAUUCAAAUACUUGAUCAUCCUGUAAUUUGUUUAGUUGUAGUGAUUUGUUGUUGUACAA